AUGGCAUCCAACCCCAUGCAACGAUGCUGCAUCAUCGGCGCAAAGCACUCAGGCACACCACAAGGCCAAAUCAAACACAUCGACAACAUCCGCACAUACACCACCUACCCCCCCAACAACCCCUCCCCCUCAAACGCCAUCCUCAUCAUGACCGACGUCCUCGGCAUGGACUUCCCCAACACCCAACUCAUCGCCGACCAGUUCGCGCAAAACGGCUAUCUAACCGUCAUCCCCGACGUCUUCAACGGGAGCGAAGUGCCGUUUCCGCCUCCGGAGUCGUUUGACUUGCAGGAGUAUGUUGAGACGGUUAUGCCGAAGACUGAUACUGUGGAUCCUAUGUUUGAGACGGUGAUUAAGUAUCUGAGGGACGAGUUGGGGAUUAAGAGGUUGGGCGGUGUGGGAUAUUGUUUCGGUGGGAAGUACGUAUGUCGGUUUUUGAGAGAAGGGGGGUUGAGGAAUGGGGGGAUUGACGCGGGGUUUACUGCGCAUCCUAGUUUUGUGGAUAAGGAAGAAGUUAGGGGUAUUAGGGGGCCGUUGAGUAUUGCUGCUGCAGAAACCGAUUCCAUCUUUCCAGCCGAGAAGCGGCGCGAGACAGAAGAUAUCCUCAAAGAGCACACCGUGCCGUACCAGAUGUUCCUGUAUUCGGAUGUUGAGCAUGGGUUUGGUGUUAAAGGGGAUUUGUCGCAUGCGAAGGCGAGGUUUGCGAAGGAACAGGCUUUUUUGCAGGCGGUGGGGUGGUUGGACGAGUAUGUUAAGAAAGGGGCGGAGGUGUAG
Messenger RNA from Alternaria novae-zelandiae, 774 nucleotides. RefSeq lists its product as uncharacterized. Lineage: Eukaryota; Fungi; Ascomycota; Dothideomycetes; Pleosporales; Pleosporaceae. Gene Ontology annotation, molecular function: hydrolase activity. The transcript is spliced from 3 exons. Bases 1 to 774 code for a protein of 257 amino acids. The record is from RefSeq and is a predicted model, not a curated record.